This is a messenger RNA of Funneliformis caledonium, 781 nucleotides long. Lineage: Eukaryota; Fungi; Glomeromycota; Glomeromycetes; Glomerales; Glomeraceae. The record is from the annotation of a GenBank genome assembly.
AUGUCAGAUUCAAAAGAUGGAACCAUUGUUACUGGUAUCGAUGAGAAAUUUGUUGAAGAUAAAGAAUUUGAAAAGAAAUUAGUACGAAGGAUGGACUUUAGAAUUAUGCCUUUAUUAAUUUUGUUAUAUUUCUUAAGUUUCUUGGACAGAGGAUAUAUUAUAUUUGAAGUUCCUUCGAAUAUAGCACUUAUCAAGACAAGUGCAUUUUUGUGGAUUUCUUUUAUAAUGUUUUCGUGGGGAGUUAUAGUAACUCUCAUGGCAUUUGGAUUAAUAUCGGCAAGAUUUUUUUUGGGAGCCUGUGAGGCGGGCUUAUCUCCAGGCGCAGUUUAUUAUUUAGCUACGUGGUACAAACGAUCAGAACAAAAUGCCCGUAUAGCUUAUUUAUCUAUUGGAAAUAGCUUUGCUGGUUCCUUUAGCGGUUUAUUAGCAUUUUCUCUUAUACAAUUAGAAGGAAAACUUAACCUAGAAGGAUGGCAGUGGUUAUUUUUAGUUGAAGGAUUAAUAACGGUUGUUGUCGCUAUAUGUGCUUAUUUCUUUAUUUCUGAUUGCCCUGAAAAAUCCAGAUGGCUUACUGAUAAAGAGCGUAAAUAUGCUACUGAACGAUUAAAACAUGAUAUAGGAAAAGCUCAUAUAUUACAUUAUGAUAGAGCGCACAUUUACGCCGCAUUCACAGAUUAUAAAGUUUAUUUGGCUAUGAUACAACUAUUUGUAGCUUCGAUAUCAGUUUCUUCUUACCAAUUAUUUCUUCCAUCAAUAGUACAUGGAAUGGGAUUUAGUUACG